AACAAAGUUCAGGUAUUUUACCUGCAAUUACAAACCUGCUCCAAGCCAAGCAUGUAAUGACAAGACACUUUCCUUGGAAUGGGUGGUUCGCCUGCGGCAGGAAUUCAAGGAGGAAGUCAUUCAGGUUGCUUUCAUUCACUCGACUUUCAUUUUGUAAGCAGCGCCUCGGAGGAGAAAGACAUAACUGACUUGCUUCUGGAAGACAAAAUGAAUACAGCCAACUGCACAACCAGACAUAAGGACUUAUUUGAAAAUAAAGUCCUGCCUGCUCUUUACAUCUUUGUAUUCGCUGUCGGACUGCUGCUGAAUGUAUGGGGAAUUAAGUCUUUGCUGCACAACUGGAAGAAACUUCGGAUUAUUAACAUUCUUGUUCUUAACCUUGGACUAGCAGACAUGCUGUAUCUGCUGACUCUCCCCUUUCUGAUUGUGUACUACCUUAAAGAGAGUAAAUGGAUCUUUGGAGAACCUUUCUGCAAGGUAACAAGAUUAUGCUUUAAACUGAAUUUAUACUGCAGCAUCGGAUUCCUCACCAGCAUAAGUGUGUACCGGUACCUGGCCAUUGUCCAUCCAAUGAGAAUAAAGGGGAGACUGACUUCAACACACUGUGUAGUCAGCUCAGUCCUGGUGUGGAUUUUUGUAAGUGCUCAAAGUAUUCCAGACAUGUUCUUCCCUAAGCAUUCAGAGAACACGACUGGACAAUGUUAUGAUACAACUGAUUUGAAAAAUGUGGAGAAAUACCUGCAUUACAGCCUCAGCUGGACGUUCAUCGGAUUCUUCAUCCCGUUCCUCAUCACCGUGGGCUGCUAUGGACAUUUGACUCUUGUUGUCUGCCGCUCAAAUACGGUGAAAAGGAAUCAGAAACAACAAAUCUUAAAACUGAUGGUUUUAUUGCUUUUCCUCUUCUCAUUUUGUUAUGCGCCCUACCAUGUUUUCAAGAACCUCAGCCUGUAUUCCAGAGUUCAGCAAGUCGUGGUCUUGUGAGCCUGAACAGUGCUCUUAACCCGCUGGUUUACUUAAAUG
Messenger RNA from Poecilia latipinna (sailfin molly), 1020 nucleotides. Its product is annotated as P2Y purinoceptor 1-like. Bases 79 to 981 code for a protein of 300 amino acids. Gene Ontology annotation, biological process: G protein-coupled receptor signaling pathway. Gene Ontology annotation, cellular component: membrane. Gene Ontology annotation, molecular function: neuropeptide receptor activity. The record is from RefSeq and is a predicted model, not a curated record. The transcript has 2 exons. Lineage: Eukaryota; Metazoa; Chordata; Actinopteri; Cyprinodontiformes; Poeciliidae.